Drosophila grimshawi is the source of this 2435-nucleotide messenger RNA. RefSeq lists its product as uncharacterized. The coding region runs from base 245 to 2080 and encodes 611 amino acids. NCBI's taxonomy places the organism in Eukaryota, Metazoa, Arthropoda, Insecta, Diptera, Drosophilidae. The record is from RefSeq and is a predicted model, not a curated record. The transcript is spliced from 3 exons.
GAAGUCGAUGCGCGUCACGUGAAAUGUUUUGCGAAUGUUAACGCAAUGUUAAUGUUAUGCUAGGCCGAACUGUAAAAGAGCGCGAGAGAGAGGUAGAGAGAAAGAGAGACGCCAAAAGAUCAACAAACCCGAGAAGAAAGCAGCGACGAAACAGCUAAGGCCAAAAACAGAAAAAAAAAACUAUUUACUGGUGUAUAAGGCGCCAAUUCAACAGACAUCGGCCAAAUUUAUAUAGAUAUAUAAAAUGGGACACUAUACGCGACACAGUUGCCUGUUGGCCCUAGUUUUGUGCCUGGUAUUCAACACACAGCAUCUUUCGGUGCACGGCGAUGCCUCACACAUUGAAUCGGCUGCGUUGCCACUGGAACACAGAGCUGGCUAUGGACCGCCAGCGCAAUCACCGAUUUAUGGGGCACCACAGGGUCCGCUGAGCACUGGCGCCACGAACGGACUGUCCGAGGAGGCCUGGCCACUGGCCAGCACCAAUGACAGUCCACAGAUUAAGCAUCUGCAGGUGCAGUGCGAGAAGACGCACAUGCGGGUCAACAUUGAGUUCGAUCGUCCCUUCUACGGCAUGAUCUUCUCCAAGGGCUUCUACAGCGAAUCCCAUUGUGUGCACAUGCAGCCGGGCACUGGCCAUCUGAGUGCCACCUUUGAGAUCUUCCUGAACAGUUGCGGCAUGAGCAGCUCGGCCAACCACAAUGCGGCGGGCUAUGGAGCACCUACGCCAUCGGGCAGCUAUGUGGAGAACACGAUCAUCAUCCAAUACGAUCCCUAUGUGCAGGAGGUUUGGGAUCAGGCACGCAAACUACGCUGCACCUGGUACGAUUUCUAUGAGAAGGCCGUCACCUUCAGACCUUUCCAGGUGGACAUGUUGCAUGCGGUUACGGCCAAUUUCCUCGGCGAUAAUCUCCAGUGCUGGAUGCAAAUCCAGGUCGGCAAGGGUCCCUGGGCAUCGGAGGUCUCGGGCAUUGUGAAGAUCGGACAAACGAUGACGAUGGUGUUGGCGAUCAAGGAUGAUGAGAAUAAAUUCGAUAUGCUGGUGCGCAAUUGUGUUGCCCACGAUGGCAAGCGUGCUCCCAUUCAGCUGGUGGAUCAGAACGGUUGCGUUGUCCGGCCCAAGAUCAUGAGCAAAUUCCAGAAGAUCAAGAACUUUGGACCAUCCGCUUCGGUCGUUAGUUUCGCUUACUUCCAGGCCUUCAAGUUCCCCGACUCGAUGAAUGUGCACUUCCAGUGCGUGAUCCAAGUGUGUCGCUACAACUGUCCCGAACCCAAGUGCGGACCUGGACUGCCUGGCGGUGAAUACGGAUUGCCCCAGUUGGGUGGCAAUGCGCUCUCCGAGGAAUAUGGACCACCCGAGGCCUAUGAGAGGAAUGACUUUGCUCUUGGUGGUCUACCUCCGGCAGCUUAUCCCGAUCCACGUCAUCCAGCUGCCGAUGCCAGUGGCGCCUAUUCCGAGAAUCAACCAGAUGUGGUGCCCUCACCCCAGGCCCAGACCUCAGCGGUGACCAGCGCCGAGUCGGCAGCCAGCGGACCGGCCAGCUCACAGGCGCCACAACUCCAGCAGGGUGGCAACAGCAACGAACUGGGUCUGCCGCCACCACCACUGCCCGGACAAUCGGGCCAAUAUAGCACCGUUAAGCGCAAGGAUGAGCUGAGCGCUGGCGGCAAUCUGGUAUCGCUGGGCGGACGGCCACGCUCCGUUGAGGGACUCGAUGAUUUGAGGGGUGUGCGCCGGCGUCGCGACACCAUGGAGAUUGUGAUGAAGCCACAGCCACAACGCAUCUACAAGCGCAACGCCCAGGAGAUGACCGACGUGAACACGAGUCGCAUCAUUCAGGUCGUCGCACCUGGCGAUGUCAAUUUCGCACUGAACAGCAAUGCCAGCAAUGAGACGGUUGUCAUCCAAUCGGCUCGCUCGGCGGAUGCGGAAACCAUUUGCAUGUCUGUGCCCAGUUUUGUGGGUGGUCUCGUCAUGCUGCUGCUCGUUCUGGCCGUGGCCUCUCUAGUCGCCGCCUUCCUCUUUGUCCGUGUGCGUCACUUCGAUCGCAAGGGUGCGGGCAUGUCCUACGUCAACUAAACUACUACCAAUCUACUACUCGUACUACACACACACACACACACACACAUAUAUAUAUAUUUAUAUAUAUAGAGUGGUAUAUAUCCAACUGCACCAUCAGUAAACCAAAUCAGUUUUAUGUGCACCUGUUCUCCCCAAAUCCUAACUUCCUGCCUAUCCUUCAUUUACUAUUUAUCUAUUUAUUUGCUCUUCCCUGCUUCGACUAUUUAUUGUUUUUGUUUUUAUUUGUAUCCAAAUGGGUCGCCUUGUUCUGCAUAAUUUCUUUUUAGUUAAUAAUUGAAAAAAGCGCUCGAAACGAAAUAAACGAAAAAAAUAAUUGUGACGUCAUCGUGUUCUCACACUCUCAUUUUGUCAG